UUUGAAUGCUAAAUGUGUCAAGUGUCAAUAAACCUUUCACAAAGUGUGUUCAUCGCGCAUGUGGUUUAGGUUAUAUUUGCGGAAAUAAUACAACAUAAGAUUAUUUAUUGACCACUUUUGCAACAAGAAAUAAUUAAAAGUAGAAGAAUAUUUACUUUAAUUUAAUUGAAAAUAUAACUUAUUUGAGUAAUGGCGAAGUUUAAAUUGAAAAAACCAUCCAAAAGGCAACCAGCCCGUUUACGUUACAAAAUAGAAAAGAAAGUAAAGGAGCACAACAGGAAACAAAAGAAGGAAGCAAAAAAGAAUCCAAAAUCAAAGAAACAAAAGCCAAUACAGAUUCCCAAUGUGUGUCCCUUCAAAGAAGAAAUACUCAAAGAAGUUGAAGCUGUGAAGAAACACAAAGAAGAAGAGAGACAGAAGAGGAAAGAACAAGCUAAAUUGGAAAAGCAGAAAAAGUUAGAGGAGAAGAAGAAUGGCAAUGUCAGCUUAGAUAAUAUGGUAGCUAAUGCAGCAACCAGGGGCAAAGUACAUGAUGCAUUUAAAGGUGAAGAGAUCCCAUCAAAUGAUAUUGAGUUUGGCAAGGACAGGAAACAAGAGAACUCGCUUAAGACAUAUUACAGAGAAUUCAAAAAAGUUAUAUCAGAAGCGGAAGUUAUUUUAGAAAUUGUUGAUGCCAGAGAUCCUUUAGGAACCAGAUGUGUGCAAGUGGAAGAGGCAGUAAGGGAAGCAGGCAAACGUCUAGUACUCGUCUUGAAUAAAGCGGAUCUGGUUCCACGCAGUAACCUCACAGCAUGGUUGCAGUACUUGCGCAGGUUCGCACCCGCCGUACCAUUCAAAGCAUCCACCCAGGACCAACAGCACAAUCUAGGCAGGAAGAAAAUGAAACAUGUUGUCAAAGAGAAAGAGAUGAAAGGAUCAGCAUGUGUAGGCGCAGAGUUGCUAAUGAGCUUGUUGGGCAAUUACUGUCGCAACAAGGGAAUAAAGACGUCCAUCACGGUGGGCGUGGUGGGGCUGCCCAACGUGGGCAAGAGCUCCAUCAUCAACAGCCUCAACAGAUCCAGGGCGUGCAAUGUUGGCAGCACACCUGGAGUCACCAAACAAAUGCAAACCGUCCAACUGGAUUCGAAGAUCAAAAUCCUGGACAGUCCCGGAAUAGUGUUCCACUCAGGGCCUGAAAGUGAUUCUACUGUGGCUCUAAAGAACGCGAUCAAAGUGGGCAGCCUGAAGGACCCGGCGACGCCCGCCACCGCCAUACUGCUGCGCGCCAACAAACAGACGCUCGUAGACUUGUACAGUAUACCGGAGUUCAGCACGCCGCCGGAAUUUUUCGCACAACUCGCAAAGCGGAUGGGCAAGUUUAAGAAAGGCGGAGUCCCGGACCAGGACGCGGCUGCCAGGAUUCUACUCAACGACUGGAACACUGGCAAGGUGCGGUACUUCACGGAGCCGCCCGAGACCCUAGAAUCGGACGUCCAUGUGGAUGCGAAGAUCGUGUCCGCCGCCGACGAGGCGAAGGAGUUCGACAUCAACUCCUUCGAGACCAUGGAGACGGAGGCCAUCAACGCUCUGGACCAGCACAAUAAUGGUGUUGAGGCUUUUAAGAUUUCAAGCACCGGUCCAGUCAAGGCAGCAGCGGAAGACGAAAUGCAAGUAGACGAAGACCAGUCUAGCUUACUCCCUAAAAAAUUAAACAUUAGAUCGAAACUAGACAAAAACAACAAAAGUAAAGAAAAGAAUAAAGCUAAUCCAGAAAUGGAGUUGGAGGGCAACACUAAACAAAAUAAAUUAAGGAAAAUGCAGUUCAAAAAAGAUAAAAAGAAGAAAAUGAAGUUUGAAAAACAAACUGUCGAUUUAGCUGGCGUUUUGGAGAAUGUAAAUUUGACUACGUUUAGUAAGAAAGAUGACUAUGAUUUUAAAGAGGAUUUUUCACUUUAGUCGUUUGAAUAUAGCAAUACUUUAUGUAUUUGUCAAAACCUGAUUCACACGUUGCAGGUAUAAAUCGUGUUGAUCAAGGGUAACUUUAAUAGUAAUAAAAACUAAUAAAAACUGAAACAUGUAAAACUAUAAAUAAAAUACAUAGAAAGUUGAUACAAUUAUAUUUCAUACAUUUUGACUUAUAUCUUUGUUAAUAUUGCGAUUGUGGUCAAAGCAGGUACCAGAUUGUUACAGCCGUAUGAAAUCGCGUGCAAAGAAACAAAUAUGCACCCGAUACUAAAGAUACAAAAUUUACUAGACCAAUGUAAAUAAAAAGGUUAAUUAAAAGCGAAUUAUCAACCGAA
Messenger RNA from Manduca sexta (tobacco hornworm), 2279 nucleotides. It is a transcript of the gene Ns1, whose product is annotated as guanine nucleotide-binding protein-like 3 homolog. The transcript has 9 exons. The record is from RefSeq and is a predicted model, not a curated record. Lineage: Eukaryota; Metazoa; Arthropoda; Insecta; Lepidoptera; Sphingidae. Bases 190 to 1935 code for a protein of 581 amino acids. Gene Ontology annotation, cellular component: nucleolus. Gene Ontology annotation, molecular function: GTP binding.